Messenger RNA from Aspergillus steynii IBT 23096, 1446 nucleotides. RefSeq lists its product as uncharacterized. Gene Ontology annotation, molecular function: RNA polymerase II cis-regulatory region sequence-specific DNA binding; DNA-binding transcription activator activity, RNA polymerase II-specific. NCBI's taxonomy places the organism in Eukaryota, Fungi, Ascomycota, Eurotiomycetes, Eurotiales, Aspergillaceae. Gene Ontology annotation, biological process: regulation of transcription by RNA polymerase II. The transcript is spliced from 2 exons. The coding region runs from base 1 to 1446 and encodes 481 amino acids. The record is from RefSeq and is a predicted model, not a curated record. Gene Ontology annotation, cellular component: nucleus.
AUGUUCCACAGAAGGAAUGCCCACAAGCCCAGCGAUGCCUUUCUUCGCGACUUCCAACGCAAGUUCUUCCCGGUCACGACCAUCCCAUACACCCAGGGAGUGGGAAUUGCGCCCGACCAGCUUGUACUGUGGCAUCCCGGAGCCGUAGAUACUCUUCCUGCAUUCCCACCAAGGUCAACCUCCUCACCACCUCCUCUCAGUCGACAGAACUGCUCGUGCAGCGUGUUCAAUAGUAGGAUGUGUGCCGUGUUGCAUGGGAGCUCAGCCGAGGAUGCUUCUCCCCAGACAAGUUUUCAACAUUCGGGGCUCCAGAGCCAGGGCAAUACGAGCGAGACUUAUUGCCCAUCCGCCAAGUACCGGCGACAGUUUCCAAAUUCGCAUCUCGAUCAACCAAAUGCUAUAGACGAGUUACACACCCCAGACCAUAGCCAGCAGACGCCCCGAUUUCGAGUGACUUUGCACGCUCGUACGGCGACCUACAACCCUGCCAGCCAGACUCCCGUCACGUAUUUGAAUCGGCGCCAGACGUACAAGAUCUCUGUUGUUGACACAACACCCCCGGUUGGGAUUCCCCAUCCGGUACGAUACCGCACCCACUUCCGCAUCGCUUUCGAUAACAAAGACCAACGAGCAGACCCUGUUGCGGCCUGGAGACUUUGGCGGGACCAUCGCGGGCUGAAUGAGGCCAGUACAUGCGAUGGACAACUACGAGCAGUCGAAUUCGUCGACAUGAUGUCGAAUGCGAUACGCGGUCGUCGGGCCGAGUCGUCGGUUGUUCUCGAGAGCUCUUCGCUUGACGGCUUUGGCGUCGUGUGGAUUGCUGACCCGCAAUCGGGUCAGGCAGCAUGUGAAGCACAUAUUCUCUUUAAUUUCCUCUCUACCGACUUCACCUUGUCCAAGGGGGUUCAAGGGGCACCGCUACGACUGUAUGCUAAGACAGAAUUACUCUCGUCGGACGCUUGGGCGCAUCCAGUGCCCUUGACGGCCGAGAUAACCUACUGUAGAGUCAAAUUGUUCCGAGACCACGGGUCCGAAAGGAAAUCAUCCAAUGACGCCGUGCAUCUGCACAAGGCACUCGGCCAAGUCCAACAGAAACUAGAUGAUCUAGAGUCUGGCAUCGCGCCUCGAGGAAUGAAUUGCCCGAGGAAACGGAAACGCGGAAAACUCCCAUCGGCCGCGCGACGGCAUUUCGAACCACCGUAUCUGGUGACGACAAGUGAUUUCUCUGUCAGCGAUGAACUCCAACGAGUAAAGUCCGGCCUAGAAACCGUCUUGUCGUCGUCCUUACCCCAAAGCGUCCUUUGGUUGCAGAGCGACGAGCGGGAUGAUCCGGAUCAAUUCCCGAUUGAGUUCUCGAACUCGGCGCAGGACCCGUUCCACACCCGUCAAGGCCCUGCUAUUGUACAUGGAUAUCCACCCUAUGAAGCUGUAGCCGCUCGGGCAUAA